Jatropha curcas is the source of this 1609-nucleotide messenger RNA. RefSeq names its product Hyaluronan / mRNA binding family. Gene Ontology annotation, cellular component: cytoplasm; nucleus. Lineage: Eukaryota; Viridiplantae; Streptophyta; Magnoliopsida; Malpighiales; Euphorbiaceae. The record is from RefSeq and is a predicted model, not a curated record. Gene Ontology annotation, molecular function: RNA binding.
UUUUUAAGAUUAGGUUGAGUCUCACUCUUAUUUCUCUGCCGCAUUGGCUAGGGUUUUCCUCACUACCUUAAAGCUCUCUUCAAUUUUCUCAUCAUUUCGUCUUCAUUAUCUCACCUCCCGAACAAUCCUCAGACAAUAUCGAUUCAAACUUAGAUCGGUUUAUCAAUCAUGGGUUCGAACAAGCUUUAGAGGCUCUUGGCUGCUGUUUUUAACUAAUAGAAGUUAAAAAGGAAGGGUUUCAAUCUCUGUCUAUCUAUUCGACUAUCUAAACAAAUGGCAACCAUGAACCCUUUCGAUCUCCUCGGCGACGAUGACAAUGAAGACCCCAGUCUGCUCAUUGCUGCGGCUCAGCUCAAGGUGGAAAAGCCUAAGAAGCCGUCGGCUCCAGCUCAGCCUCAAGCUCAAUCUCAGCCUGCUAAGCCGGCUAAGCUUCCUACCAAGCCACCGCCUCCUGCUCAGGCUGUGAGGGAAGCUAAGACUGAUGGUGGCCGUGGAGGAGGUCGAGGUGGUGGACGUGGCUCUGUCCGUGGACGUGGAAGUGGAGGUGGAUUUAAUCGGGAUUCUAAUAACAAUGAAGCUACCUAUGGUAACAACAAUGGAUUCACUGGAGGAUUCAGGCCUUCUGAAGAGGGAGAUGCAGGAAAGCCAUCUGAGAGGCGUAACUAUGGCGCACCUCGUGGUGGUGGUUACCGUGGAGGUCGCCGAGGUGGUUUUAGUAAUGGGGAAACUGCAGAAGGUGAACGUCCACGAAGGUUGUAUGAACGCCGCAGUGGCACUGGUCGUGGGAAUGAGAUCAAACGUGAUGGAGCUGGUCGUGGUAAUUGGGGGACUCCUACUGAUGAGAUAGCACAGGAAACUGAGGAACCUGUUACUGAAAUUGAAAAGAACGUUGUUGCGGAGAAGCCGUCAGGAGAGGAGGAUGCUGCAGAUGCCAACAAGGAAAGUCCAGCAGAUGAACCAGAAGAAAAGGUGGAGGACAAGGAAAUGACCUUGGAAGAGUAUGAGAAAAUUCUUGAAGAAAAGAGGAAGGCUUUGCUCUCAUCAAAGACUGAGGAACGAAAGGUUGAUGUGGAGAAAGAGUUUGGCUCCAUGCUUCAGCUUUCAAACAAGAAGGGCAAUGAUGACAUCUUUAUCAAACUGGGUUCUGAAAAGGACAAGAGAAAGGAUGCUGCUGACAAAGAAGACCGAGCCAAAAAGUCUGUCAGCAUAACUGAGUUCCUGAAGCCUGCUGAUGGAGAGAAAUACUACUCUGGUGGCCGUGGUCGAGGCCGUGGCCGUGGUUCAAGAGGUGGAUAUGUUGGAGGCAAUGCACGUGAUGUUGCAGCCCCCUCAAUUGAAGAUCGUGGGCAGUUCCCCUCCUUGGGUGGCAAGUGAGAUGUUACUUCAUCUUUCAUGGUCGCAGAGGGCAUCUACAGUCUGAAAUUCCUUUGCUAUGUGCUUGGGAGCUUGAUUCAGAGGUUGUCAACAGGAAAUGUUAUUUCAUGCAUUAUAAACCUUUUUUUUUUUUAACAUUUAGUCGUUUGGGUGUAAAUUUUAGAUAUUCCUCCAUGGGUAUCUGCCUGGGAUUCCUUCUCGACUUUGAUAUGCAUGCAUACUCUUUUUCCCCCCA